AGAGAGAGAGAGAGAGAGAGAGAGACAAAGAGAGCGAGAGAGGGAGAAACUCCAACACUGCUACUGAAACGUGUCAGCUGUUGGUUAAGGGAGGCUUAAGAAUAAUUAAGGGAGGCUGAAGAAGGGAGGUAGAGAGAGAGUUUAUGUAUACCAGUGGGGUUGAGAGACCUUCUUCUCUCCAGCGGAGCAGCAAGAUGAAGAGUUUCAUCACAAACACCCUCUCUGACUUCUUCUUCGAGUACGAGACCCCCCGUCAGGUGCUGGUACGGAACAGGAGGGUGGCGGUCGUGUGCCGAUUGAUCCAGCUGGGGGUCCUGGCUUACAUCAUCGGGUGGGUGUUCAUCUAUGAGAAAGGCUACCAGUCGUCAGACACGGCCGUGGGUUCCGUCUUGACUAAGAUGAAGGGGGUGGGUUACACCAAUGUGACCGGAGAGGAGAGGAUCUGGGACGUGGCUGACUAUGUCUUCCCUGUACAGGGGGACUCUUCUUUUGUGGUGAUGACCAACUACAUUAUGACCAAAGGUCAGAAAAUUGAAAAAUGUUCUGAGCCCCCAAACUCGAAGAAUCGAUGCAGCUCUGACGCAGACUGUGAAGGGAGAUCAGAACGUACGGGAGAUGGACAUAUGACGGGGAAGUGCUUGGUGAACACAACAAAGAUGUGUGAGGUGCUAGCCUGGUGUCCUGUGGAAGAUGACGGCAGUAUCCCAGACCCUGCGCUGUUGAUGUCGGCAGAGAACUUCACACUGUUCAUCAAAAACACAAUCAACUUUCCAGCCUAUGGUGUUACGAGGUGUAACCUCGUAGAAGGUAUCGACAAUCAGUACAUCAAAAGUUGCCUGUACGACCCAAAGACGGCCCCACUGUGUCCCAUUUUCAGACUGGGCGACUUGGUACAGAUGUCUGGCUUCAACUUCGCCGCCAUAGCCAAAGUGGGUGGGGCGAUUGGUAUCAUCAUUGACUGGACCUGUAACCUGGACCAUGACCAGUCAGACUGUAAACCGAUCUACUCCUUCCACGGUCUCUAUGGAAACCCCGACGAGGCAGACACGGCCAGAGCAUCUGUGGGAUACAACUUCAGGUAUGCAAAGCAUUAUAUGGAGGACAAGCAGGAGAAAAGAACGCUUCUGAAAGUGUUUGGGAUUCGAUUUGACAUCAUUGUUCGUUCAGUGGCCAGAAAAUUUGAUAUCAUUCCAACACUAACAGCUAUAGGAUCUGGUGUUGGAAUCUUUGGAGUGGCGACUGUAGUAUGUGAUCUGAUUCUCCUGUAUCUACUACCCAAGAGGGAAUUCUACAACAACAUGAAAUUCAAGGUCACUGAAACGAUGGAGAAGGAACCUUUAGAUGAGUUCAAGUCUGAAAAAGAAGUAUCCAAGAAGCAUUCAGAAGAGGUUCUAGUGCAUCAUGAGGCACCACUGUCAGAGACUUAGCCUCUACAGCAGCUGCCUGGAUCAGCUCAGUCUUAAGAGUGAUUCUGCAGAGGGGUCCUGACUCCUGGGCUCCAGUCUGCAGUAACAGCGACUCCAACACACUGACUCCAGACUGCACUGAGACAUCUUAAAGCAUAAAAACAAGUGUGAAUGGUUUUCUGCCUUGUGUCCACUCUCCAGCUCAAUGAUUCAACUGCUAUUUAAUUGCCUUCAAAUCCUGUCAACAGAUCUCAAACAAUGCCCUUCCGGCUCAAUGAUUCAACUGCUAUUUAUUGCCUUCAAAUGUCAACAGACCUCAAACAAUGCUCUCAGUUUAGGAGAUUUUUUUUAUUUUACCUUUAUUUAACUAGGCAAGUCAGUUAAGAACAAAUUCUUAUUUACAAUGACAGCCUAGGAACAGUGGGUUAACUGCCUUGUUCAGGGGCAGAACCACAGAUUUUUACCUUGUCAGCUCAGGGAUUCGAUCUAGCAACCUUUCAGUUAGUGGCCCAACGCUCUAACCACUAGCCUACCUGCCCGAGAUAGAUAGUUACGGAACAUUCUUUCAGACAGCCACCCUCCUUUGUUUGUCUAAAAGUAAUAAUCAGGGAGACAGUUUAAUCAUUGGAAUGUGAUACAAAACAAGGCAUCGAUGUGCUUUAGGAGCGCUGUUCUCUCAAUGUGUUAUAAUUAGAACUAUGUGUUAGUUUAGGGUUGGUUCAUUAACUGAAAGAAUCAUGCGUUUUAUAACACAUUCGUUACCUUAAAGUACCCUGGUUUAUUAACACAUUUUAUAAUAUCUGUUUAUAACACAUUCGGUACCUUAAAGUACCCUGGUUUAUUAACACAUUUUAUAAUAUCUGUUUAUAACACAUUCGGUACCUUAAAGUACCCUGGUUUAUUAACACAUUUUAUAAUAUCUGUUUAUAACACAUUCGGUACCUUAAAGUACCCUGGUUUAUUAACACAUUUUAUAAUAUCUGUUUAUAACACAUUCGGUACCUUUAAAGCCGUGGUUCACUCAGAAACAUUUUCUAUUUUCUUUGGGGACACAUUUCUACACAUUUUGUCAGGGGGUGCAGGGAAAAUGUUGCCAUUUUAAAGGUAAUUUUCUUGCAAUUGUAUACAUUUUGCCAUGUCUAAUGUGUAUUCCUGUAAUAUUUGAGUGACUCUAACAUUACUACAAAAUCUCUGGGCUAAAACAACGUUAGCUGACGUGGGCUAGUAGAUCUGGACAGUUUCUGACACGUUAUAAAUAUCUCUCUAAGGUCUAGUAAUGACCGACAGGACAAGAGGAACUGAGGAUGUACUUCCCAAUAUAGAAGCUGCGCCUUGUGUAUUCUACUAUUACAACUUUCAAGAGUAAGUUGAAAAAGCCGGUUUCCAACCUCUUCCAUCAGCACAGCAAAACACCAUGUUGUCUUCAAGAAGCAGAAGAAUAGAUGACUACUGACGCGGGCGGGGUAUUCCACCUUGAAAUACUGUAACAAUGACUGAUUUUUGAUCUUUAAAUCUUUCUCAUCAAUCAACAAGUUUGUGAUUGAUACGCAAAUUCAAUAAAACAUUUGUUGAAGGUU
Molecule: messenger RNA, 2983 nt
Organism: Oncorhynchus mykiss (rainbow trout)
Lineage: Eukaryota; Metazoa; Chordata; Actinopteri; Salmoniformes; Salmonidae
Product: P2X purinoceptor 1
Biological process (GO): calcium ion transmembrane transport; response to ATP
Cellular component (GO): plasma membrane
Molecular function (GO): purinergic nucleotide receptor activity; extracellularly ATP-gated monoatomic cation channel activity; ATP binding
Source: RefSeq, a predicted model, not a curated record